Molecule: messenger RNA, 753 nt
Organism: Postia placenta MAD-698-R-SB12
Lineage: Eukaryota; Fungi; Basidiomycota; Agaricomycetes; Polyporales; Adustoporiaceae
Exons: 3
Coding region: 40-621 (193 amino acids)
Source: RefSeq, a predicted model, not a curated record
GUUUCCUACAGCUAAAAAGUUAUAACAAGAUAGCCCACAAUGAAUGCUGUUGUCGGUAACAGAAUUGCGGCUCUCGUCGCAAACGGCCGCAUGAGGGAUGAAGGAGACGUCAACGGUGUCUGGAACACCAUUUUGAACCUGUACUUCCCUAAUCAUGCCCUCGACUUCGUGGCCGCCCCCGAGGUGCCUCCCACUGCCGGUGGAAGCGACAGGGUCGACUUGCUCAUCCGCCACUACACAUAUGCCGGGAACAAUACCCAUGUCAUCGACGAUGUCCCCGUACUCCUGUUUGAAGGCAAAAGGGCCACAGGCGACAACUUCGACGAAGUCCGCAGUCAGCUGGUGCGCUACCUCGACAGCCCGGGCAAACAGUACGACACGUGCUGGGCGAUCGGCGCCCGGGGAACACAAGUCAAGUUCUAUCGCUAUGUGCACAACAGGCGCGAUCCCAAGAUGCGGCCGUGGAAGGUCAGCAACCGCGGAGUGCCCGAGGAGGUGGACAUAGACUCGCGGGACUCGUAUGUCUUCGAGGUCACGCAGUGGAAUGACGCCGACCACACGAAAUCGUUCGUGCCGAUCAUCGAGUAUAUGAAGGCCCAUCCCAAGGCGCCCGCGACGUAAAGUCGACCUGGGAGAGUAUUGUCAGCCGAUAGCUUCAUGCAGUUGAUAUGAGUUGUGUAUGAUUAUGUGAAAGAUACGAUGUAACUGUACCAAUAGCCAUCAGCGAAAAAGAUACUUCAAUGUGACUUUCAA